This is a messenger RNA of Racocetra fulgida, 246 nucleotides long. The record is from the annotation of a GenBank genome assembly. Lineage: Eukaryota; Fungi; Glomeromycota; Glomeromycetes; Diversisporales; Gigasporaceae.
AUGGUUUUCACUGAUGGUUCGUUAUCAUCAAGUAGUAAUUCUUCAAAGCGUGUUAGAGUUGAAGAUGAUAAUAAGUCUGUUAAAUCUAUGGAUGUUUUUAGUUUUACUGAAAAUAAUUAUAAGAAGUUUGCCAGAAUUAGUAGUUCUUGUGAUGUUUUUCAUAAGGAUAAGAUUGAAAAGAAUGUAAAAAUAGAGAAUUAUCAAGAAUCUGGCACAAAUACUAUUAGUAACGAGGAGGAGGAAUAA